UGGAGAGUGUACGCACGGCUUCCUACCCCUUACCCAGGCACCUGCUGCUCUAUCUGUUCGCUCAUUGGGGCAGUAUUCACACGGAAUUGGGGCACCCUCUGUUGUACAACGGGGUUUGGUAACAUCCAGCCGGAAAAAUGACUGACGCUUUGCUGCCAGGCAACCUGAAUGGUAAAAGACUGUCGGAGCAGAAUUACUUCAGAAAGGGUAAAUCCAUUGCUCAGACUGGCCGCAGUAAACUGCAAAAUCAAAGGGCCAGCUUAAACCAGCAGAUCCUAAAAGCAAUGAGGAUGAGAGCUGGGGCUGAAAACCUUUUACGGGCAACUGCAAACAAUAAAAUUCGAGAGCAGGUGCUUUUAGAGCUCAGCUUUGUGAACUCCAACCUUCAGCGUCUUAAGGAGGAGUUAGAACGACUCAAUAUAUCUGUGGAAGUGUACCAGCACACUGAGCAGGCCUCCAACAUUCCACUGAUCCCAUUAGGGCUCAAGGAGACAAAAGAUGUAGAUUUCACAACUGCAUUCAAGGAUUUUAUCUUAGAACACUACAGCGAAGAUGCGUCAGAGUAUGAGAAUGAGCUGGCUGAUCUAAUGGACCUCAGACAGGCUUGCAGAACCCCUAGCAGGGAUGAAGCUGGGAUUGAGCUGUUGAUGAGCUACUUUCAACAGCUUGGAUUUCUUGAGAACAGAUUUUUUCCCCCCAGUAGAAACAUGGGUAUACUAUUUACAUGGUAUGAUUCAUUUACUGGGGUCCCAGUUAGUCAGCCUAACAUCUCCUUGGAGAAGGCCAGCAUUUUAUUUAACAUUGCGGCUCUAUACACACAGAUCGGAACCAGAUGUAACAGGCAGACUAAAAUUGGCUUGGAGGAAUCAGUCACUACUUUUCAAAAAGCAGCAGGAGUACUUAACUAUCUAAAGGAAACCUUCACUCAUACACCGAGCUAUGACAUGAGUCCAGCCAUGCUGGGAGUGCUGAUUAAAAUGUUGCUGGCAGAGGCGCACGAAUGCUACUUUGAGAAAAUGAUCUUAUCUGGGAUACAGAAUGAGUUCUGUACACUGUUAAAGGUGGCACAGGAAGCUGCAAAGGUCAGUGAGGUCCACAUGCAAGUGUACACAUUAAUGAACCAGGCUCCAAUCAAAGAGAAUGUGCCAUACUCCUGGUCUGUUAUGGUGCAAGUGAAAGCAGAGCAUUACAAAGCUCUCACAAACUACUUUGUGGCAGUUAUACUCAUUGAUUAUCAGUUGAACCUGAGUGAUGAUGAAGAUAAGCAGGAGAAGGCUAUUGCACAGCUUUAUGACUCAAUGCCCGAAGGACUUACUGCUCAGACCAUAUUAAAGGACCAACAGCAGAGGACAUUGCUAGGAAAGGCACAUUUGAGUAAAGCUAUUAGAUGUCACGAAGAAGCCAUCAGAUUUUCUACUUUAUGCAGUACACUGAGACAGAUUGAUGUGCUCCAGAAUAUACUGUCAGCGUUCCAUCAAAGGUCACUACUGAAAUUCUCUCAGCAUCAAAAACAUGAUGACUUCCUUGAUUUGUUGUCAGCGCCUGACAUUGUCAGUAAAACAGAGUAUCAAGCUGAAAUGAUUCCACCACAGCUUUUAAGAGUUAAAGCAACAGAUCUCUUUCAGCGUCUGGGUCCACUGUCAGUAUUUUCAGUGAAGCAAAGGUGGUCAGCACCUAGGAAGGUGUGCAUAACAAAAGAAGAUGGAGACUUUGGCUUUCUCUUAAAAGGUGACUCUCCAGUACAAGUGGUUUCGCUGGAUCCACUCUGUCCUUCAGCAACAGAAGGUUUGAAGGAAGGAGACUACAUUGUUUCAGUAGAAGGUGAAGACUGCAAGUGGUGCAGUACGAGCCAAGUUAUGGACAUGCUCCACGGAACUGGUGAAGAAAGCAUAGAGAUACAGGUCAUCAGUAUACAGGACCAGACAAAUAGUUUGCAUAACAAAAGUGCAACAUACUAUGCUGGGAUGCAGAAGACCUACUCCCUAGUGUGUUUGGCUAUGGACAAUGACAAGCAUACCAAGACACAAAAGGCAACGAAAAAAUUAUCAUUUCUCAGUUGGGGAUUUAGAAACCGUCAAAAAGCUGCAAGUACAAUCUGCCUCCCUUCAGAAGUGAAAGGAAAACCAAAAACAGACAAGGUGUUCUCUUUUCCAAGCUCCCUGAGCACUGAAAGUGCAUUAUACUAAUGUGUCCUGUACACCUAAUGACUUCUCCAAGCACAGAAGUCACUUGCAUGUCAGUGACCACUGUGAUCAGCCCACGAACCUUGCGAUAACUAUAAACUCUGCCAGAUGUCUACAUGUAUGUAGCACACAGAUCCCACAGCACACUUAUACUGUACAACAGACUCCCUCUGGUGGCCAUGAAGGAAAUUUCACUCACUACCUUUGCAUGUUGUUGGUACUGAGAUGAGCCCCUGAUGUGCAACUUUGAUCGUUACUGCUGCAGCACAAGUGAUGCAUUGACUGUUAAUGUAGCACUAAUGUUCUCUGUGAUUAAAAUAUUAUAUACAAUAUACUGUGUAAAAGAAUAGUGACCAAAUGUAAAUAUGUUUUCAUCUCCAUAAGAACUUGUAAACCAUUUAAAAAAGGUCUAGUUUAAAAAAUAUACAAUUAUAUAUAGAUCAGAUUUUUGUUAUACUACUGUUAUAUUAUUUAAAAAUGUUUAAAGACACUGAGUAGCCAUUUGGUAUCUGCGGAAGUCUCCUAGUAUCAGCCAUUUACCAAACCGACUACAGAUUUAGUAAUAUUGCCCCAGUAUACAUAUUCCUUGCUUUAUAAUAAUCUUUUGACAAACAAAAUCCAAUUUAAGUACGAUUAAAUGUUAUUUAAGGAUUUGAAAACAUCCAUGUGCAACACUGAUUUAGUUAGCCAUUGAUUUAGUUAGUUAUAGUCUCCCACAGGCACAGGAAUUAACUAUGGGGGCAAAAUGGCUUGCAAAGAUGCAAUUCAUUGACACAAAACUAUUUGUAUUAGUGUUUUAUGUACCUUAAUUUAAAAAUGGACCCUCUUUAAACAGAAAUGCAUAUCAUUAGUCUGUUUUUACACCAAAUCUACCUGGAUGCUGCUAGACUAACUGUAAAAGUGAAACCUGCCUCCUCAUCCAUUACUAUACUGCACAAAAGGGGAACAGCAGGAAACUACACCUACCUUUUUGUGUCUGAUUGUUACUUUACUUAACACUGAGCUCCUUUUGAUUUUUUCUGUAAACAGUUUAUGUUUGUAAUUUAAAUUAUGCAUACAAAUUGAUUAUGGUGUAACACUGAAAUACUUUGUACAGAAAUAUAUCCUCUCCUUAUUUUAAAAAGAAAUGUCUCUAUUUGA
Xenopus tropicalis (tropical clawed frog) is the source of this 3323-nucleotide messenger RNA. It is a transcript of the gene rhpn2, whose product is annotated as rhophilin, Rho GTPase binding protein 2. The record is from RefSeq and is marked provisional. Gene Ontology annotation, biological process: signal transduction. Lineage: Eukaryota; Metazoa; Chordata; Amphibia; Anura; Pipidae. Gene Ontology annotation, cellular component: cytoplasm.